Molecule: messenger RNA, 4743 nt
Organism: Anneissia japonica
Lineage: Eukaryota; Metazoa; Echinodermata; Crinoidea; Comatulida; Comatulidae
Source: RefSeq, a predicted model, not a curated record
GAAAUCAGGAAACUGGAAAGCUGCGGGAAUAUUUGAAUGGUCCUCCAUUGCAGAUUGAAGUUCACGACCGAGAUAGAACAAUUAAGGAAGCCAAACUUAAGCCUACUUUAUUUGGGGAGGACAUGGAAGAUGAUAAAAUAGGGAAUGUAGGAAUGGUAACAGGUAAAAGAACACUUUAUAAUCCAUUCAAAGAAAGGACACGGCCAUGGGAUCCGUACGGUGUGGCAAAAUUUGAUUUAUCGCAGUUAUUACUAGGUGAGAAAACCUUGUACAUGACGUCACCUAUCCACUGCUGCCCUAUACCAGAUGUCAUCGGCAGGGGUGUCGACAGUAAACUGAUCGGAGUGCCAAACGCUGUUGAUGGGCCAAAAGAUGAACCAAUGCCUGUAGGCCAUUACCUUGGUGUGAACUCCCAGCUGAAAGUGCGGAUCGAAAUUGCUUACCCCCUCACCACUCUACAACAAGUCAAAGAAAAACCAGUCUUGCCAACUCCCGAAGAGUGUCCCUUCGCUAGGUUGGUUUAUGUCUUCUGUUACAAGAACACAUGUUUCCUACAUAGUCUUGAAACGCUAAUAACUGAAAUUAACGCCAAGGCACUCGGCCUUGAUAAUAUGCCAGACCAUGUCAUCAAAGCUGCUCUAUCAACUUACAAGCUGUCAUAUGAUCAACAGACGAGCACUGAACUUGACAUUGUUACAGGAUUCCAGAUAUUAGAUGGUGAACAGCAUAUAUUCAUCCUUGAAGGCUUACGCGAUAAAGCAAUUAAAACUCUAUGGAACAAUUUACCGAGGCAAAAAGCCAAAGAGGAUACAAUAUUUGAGGCUCUUUAUAAUUCUGACUUGAUGUUCUCUGAGCGCAUAUAUGCUGCCCUAGAUGUUGACCUGUGUCGCAUUAGACUCCACGAACCACUCAGCAUCAUUGUCCAACAACCGCUGCUCUACAUCCGUGAUAUGGUACCACGCCUUUGCUUAGAGGCUAUCAUAAGGCUUGAUAAGCUUCUGACGUGUAGUAAGUUGAGACAAUUAACAAAAAACAAUCUCUUCCCAUCCACAAAAAUGGUUUUGUCUCUGAGUCGGGAGUUUGGAAUCCCGUUGACCACAACUGACUUUGAGGAAUUAAAAGUCUCCAGUAAGAAAGUUGAAAUGUUGGCUGAUAGUGAGCGCUCACAAACCAUGCCAGUUUUGAAAGAUAAACGCAAAGAGUGGACACCAAUGGACAAUUAUAAUGACGAGUACUCAGAAAUGCUGAUGAUGCGUGAACAAAAUGGACAAAUGCAUAACUUCAUCCAGGAAAACAUUGAUUUUGUUGGUGAAGUAAGUUACAUGAAUGGUAUAAAUCGCGUGAAGCCUGAAACUGUUCAAGUGAGCCUACCGGAUGGCAUUGCCCAUAAUUACAGUACCCAGGCUUUGAACAGCACAGAGCAGGCUAAGGAAAGAUUACGUCAACAGCUUGCUAAGGAGCCAAAUCAUCGUUUCACGCACUGCCCAGACUAUAACUCAGCUUCUGUCAUUCCAAUUAAUGUUGAUGCUUUUCAUCAACAAGAAGCAGAAGAAUCCAAGGCAAAGUUCCAAACCUCAAAUGGAUUUGUUUAUCCUGGGGUAAAGAGUGCCCUUUUGAGUAAUGAACAUCCAAGGAAACCAGAUGAAGCCAGGGUGGCUGAAAACAUGGAGCCCUGGAAAGAAAAUAUCCUCCAUGCCAAUAUAUUGAAGCCUACCCUCAAUCGUGAGCGCUUUCCAUGGUCUUGCAGAAACAACGACAUUGAUGUCUGGCGGAAGCCGCCUAAAGAUUUUGGUACUAAUUCACCGGCAACAAUCCAUCAAGCAGGUGACACACUAGACAAAGAAAAAAGGAUGGCACAAGAAUUGGAGAACAUUACUUGGAGAAAUCGUCUGGUUGUAGAGGAUCCUCAAAUGAAAUUCCACCGUUGUGCUACAGAAACAGAAUUAACCUACAAGGGACUUUUAUCAAGUAAUCAGAUUGAUAGGAUGCAUGGCCUUCUGAAAGACAAACCUCAGAAAUUCUCUCUCUUAGGGUCCGGUGCCAGCGACAUUCCUGCAUUGUCAGUCGUGAACUACCCAAGUGUUGAUACGUCAGCAAGAGACGCUGGAUUGCCAAUCCUGCCGGCCAUUGUGGACGAUGAUAAAUCAAAGUAUUGCGGCGAUAUGCCAGGACCUUUUGAAAAUCGUAGUUGGAAUGUUGCAGCGAAUAGAAUCGCAAUCCGAGACAUGGAACACAAAAAAUUUGAGGAUCUUAAAGGGCAAGAUUUUAAGUUAUACCAUAAAGAACGAAGUGCGAUCUACAAACCACCAAUAAAGAUGCUUUCUAGAGAAGAUAGAGAGACUAAUCUUUUCCGUACACUUCCACCAGAGGCUAUGAGGACAAAAAAUAUACUUUUCGGGAAUGAGUACUUUGGACAAACUCCAGCAGGUAUCCGACCUGCCUCGACCAAAACCGAGUUCUAUUACCCUAACCGUGAACAAUUUUGGAAGACACCGUGUAAACGAGACCCUUCAAAUAAGUCUGUGCUGAAAGGAUAAUGAAAUUGCGUUCUAGAAAGAAUUCUACAAUAAAUAAUUCUAUACAUUUUAAUGAAGGAAGUAAAUGUAUGAGAAAUAAAUAAUAUUUAAGAGUCCAGAUAGUUUAUGCACAUUUAUUCAGAUUACAGUAUUCAUAUUUCUAUUGUAUAAAAAGUGAAUUGGGAGUUUUUGAGAAUAAGAUUAUUUAAUGCUUUUAGGAGAAUAAAAACAUACUCUUUACUAUACAAACAACUUUCCAUGAAAUAGUAUUCAACAAAAUGGUAUUAUUGUUGUCAUAAUGUUGUAUUCUUAAUUAAUGUGUAUAUAUAUUUAUUCCCUUCCCUGCAUAUCAUUUUUAUCCUCCUCAAAACAGCUGGUUCAACAAUUGUGGAUGUAUACAUUCCAUAAAUGUCUGAUGUAAAAAAUAAGUGAAAGGUCAUAAAGAGUUGAUAGAUGUGUUUGAAAAUGCCACUAUAAUAACAUUUGUGUAUGUUAACCUUUGAUGGUUCCCAACACCCCUGUAGAAAGUACACAGACAAUGUGCAAGGUUUGUAUGUUUCCCCAUGGAGGAAAUCAUUAAUGGUGUCCCCAAGGUAACCACUCCCAAUUAAUCCUACAAAGAACUACACAAAAGGUGGGUGGUUAAGAUUCAAAUGUUUCCCCAUUGUGAUUCCCUGUUUCCACACUAUAAUAAUUGAUGUAUUUGUACAAUAUUUUUAAUGAUUUGUAGAUUUCUGGAAUUAUAACAUACAUGCCAUUACAAACCUGGUCAAAACAAAUUUACAUUUCAAAAUAUUAUAACAUAUUUAUUUUUAAUGCAUGCAUCAUCUGUUAUUACUAUAGGGGUCAUUCCUUAAUUUUAUUACAUUUUUAAAAAAAUAAUAUGUAGAUAAAUGGAUUGGAGGGUUUAUUUAUUCUUUUAUUUAUUUGUUUAUUUAAAGCCAACAGCGAGAAUUGCCACUUAUGGGUAAGAAAAAUGUAAAAUGCAGUGUUAAUAAUGGUGAGUCAUGUGUAGUACGCUUAUUUGGUAGAUGGUCUAUUUUUAUUUUAUUACAGUUCGUAUCAAAUCCAAGACCACUCUUGGGACUUGAAAUGUUGGGGUUCAGUCUCCAAUUAGAGGCUUAGCUUCAGAGGUGGCGCUAGCAAGGGGGGGGGGGCGGAGGGCCAGAGCUCCCCCCCCCCCACCCAGUCGGGAAGAAAACCCACAAUUCGUCGGGAAGAAAAACAUUUAUAUGUGUUUUCUACAUAUUGGUAGACUCCAUAAUUGAUUAAAUAAGCCUUUAAAAUCCCUAAAUUGUCAUAUAUUUUGGGGGCUUGGUCCCCUGGAACACUUAAGGUAGAUUUUGAGCGACGUUCAACCACGCCCACAUUGUUUUCGUCAUGACAUCUGCCCCCCCUCCCUCGGACCCCCCGUCGGGCAAAUCCUGGCGCCACCACUGCUUAGCUUUGUGUUAAAAGAUUGAAGAUUGUUAUUGGUUUUCUUCAAAAAAGAGGUCUCGAAUUAGAGAGGUAUCUAAUUUGAAGGUGCAGUGUGCCAUGGAGGAAGGAAAUUUCUAAAUUUCCUUCCUCCAUGAGUGUGCACUGUUUUUCUCCCUAGAUCAUUGACUUGUACUAUUCUAUUAUAUACUGAGAUGUCUUGUUUUGCAUUAUAUUAAAGCAGUAGUUCACCUGCUGUUUUGCUUAAGGACCAGCAAAAAAGAAUCUGCUCAAACAAUUAUAAAAAUCCAAAAAUAGUAAUAAUUUCAUAGUGGGUGCUUAAGGAAGAUUUUUAAUAUUUUUUUUUUAUAUGAAAGCUUUUUCUAUGUCAAUUGUCAUCCAUAUUACUAUGGUGCUUGCUUAACAGUGUUGUGAUAUUGUUGUACAAUUUACCUUGAGAUAAAUCAAGUAUUUGCGUGAUCGAAAUUGGGGGUUGGCGACCAAGGCACUAACAGGUUGUCAUAAGUGUGUAAUUUGUGCAAACGUCUUGUGAUGUCAGAUCAUGAAAGAAACAUCGGACUGAACGACGAACCAUUUAAAUCACGUUAGGAUACUGGAUUAGUCUUACGAUAAAAUAUACGUCAAAGCAUUUAUUGAAAUCUAUGUGUUCCAGAAGUGUUGUGUGAUACAUAAAAUGUAAUUUAAAUGCAAUAUGCCUUUAAAUAUAUGCAUCAGGAAUUCCAAUUGUUGGGUACAUGUAUAGUAAAACAUUUAAAUAAUGAAUAAAUCUUUAUAAUUGAUAUAGUUUAAA